AUGCAACGACUCCGGCUGAUACCAAGACCUACCGUUUUGCGCUUUAACUGGAAUGUUAGGCCAAUUCGCCUGCAAAGUACCUACCAGGAGCGCUAUGCAGAAAAGCUGAAGCAAAAGCUUGACGAAUUGGGUCUGAAAGACAUAGAGGAAUAUAGAUCGAAAACCAAGGAGUCUGUUGAUGUAAAGCCGGUAGAACCCCUGGAGGCCUUUCCAAAAGGUCCAACCUCGAAGAAAGCAUCACCAAACCCGCGAAAAGACAGUUCUCCGGUAACACCACUGUCAGACAUUAUGGAUCUUGGGCGAAUAUUGCAAACUCCUCAUACUUCAGAGCAAAUUGGGGCCCUAUGGACGACCUAUCAUACUGCAAAGGCGACACAAGGCAAAGGUUUCCUCUCGGCAGUCAUCCCCCGGGAAACAUAUGAAUCCUUCCUGCCCGCGGCGAAGAAAUAUCCCUCUUUUAUUCUCCCAGUACCACGACCAGAAGCUCAAGUUGAGCUGAAGGAGGGUGAAGAAAGCCAUAGGACCCCAUACGAAUUCUUCUACAUGGAGUGGGGACACCAUUCUGCCCCACCCGUGCCAAAUUCGGACCCUUUUGCCAAUGCGAAGCCACCUCAACAUUCUCCAAAUCCUCCCUGCACUACAGUCAUCUUCACUCCACUACAAGAGUACAAAUUACGGCAGGCGUACGCUCUGCCACACCUCGUACUCACUCAUUACACCGACCUCGCCCAGUCCCACGGUUUAGUCCUCAUGCGUGGAGAGCUGACUGCAUCAACAAACGAUCCUGGUCGAUUCCUUAUGACCCCGUCGACCGCACAGCUGCUUGCGUUUGGACUGCAGCAGUAUUACCUCCCCAAAUCCGAUAAUCGUCACGCAAAGCUUCUCACAACAUUCCACGAGAACCCGGAGCAAUUCUCCUGGGAAGAGUUGAUCUCGGCGUCGCAAUUAUGA
Molecule: messenger RNA, 951 nt
Organism: Serendipita indica DSM 11827
Lineage: Eukaryota; Fungi; Basidiomycota; Agaricomycetes; Sebacinales; Serendipitaceae
Source: the annotation of a GenBank genome assembly